UGUUAAGGGGCACUCUGAUAGGCCCAUUUUAUUAUGUUAAGGGGGCACAAAUGGGCAAAUACUGUGGAAAGGGGCACUCUGAUGGGCACAUGUGAUGGAAAGGGGCACUCUGAUGGGGAAUACGACGUAAAGAGGCACUCUGAUGGGGAAAUCUGAUGUAAGGUGGCAAUGUGAUAGGGACAACUGAUGUAAAGGAGCACUCUGAUGCGCACACCUGAUGUGAUGGGAAUACAUGAUGUAAAGUUGCACUCUGAUGGCGACACCUAAUGUAAGGGGGCACUCUGAUGGGCAUACCCUAUUUUA
Molecule: messenger RNA, 303 nt
Organism: Staurois parvus
Lineage: Eukaryota; Metazoa; Chordata; Amphibia; Anura; Ranidae
Source: the annotation of a GenBank genome assembly